UUAUGAAGGUUCUCAUUCACGAGUACAUAAUACAAAAAAAAUAGUUGAUAUUACCAAACAGCGUAACCGUCAUUCUGCGGCGAUUAACUGCCAAUGGCAUGUAAAUUUUAAUAAUCGAAAGGAUACUACUCAGAUAGUUUGUACUUCAUUAGUUGAUGAACAUAAUCAUGAAAUGAAUCCUAUAAUUGUUCAGACAGCACCACGAUUUCGUAAAUUGUCUAAUAAAAUGUUAAAUGACAUAGAAUUUUAUACACGCUCUGCGGAGGGAAUGGGUGCUAAAAUGCAAUAUAAUCUUUUGAAAGCAAAAUAUCAAGACAAGUAUAUAGAUAAGAAAGAUCUAUAUAAUGCUAUUCAACGAUUUCGAAUACCAUCACGUGAUAAAGUGAAAAAUGAUGCUGCAGAAACCCUUCAAAAAUUAAUAGCAUUGAAAGCAGAUGAUCCAGAAUGGGUAGUUAUACCUAAUAUUGAAGGAAUGAAUGCGAUUAUUAAGAAGGAAGUAUCACAUAGUUCAACGUUGUUACACCUAAUUGAUGCUAUACAAAACCGUUUGGACGAAAAAGCACGAUAUGCCAGAAUAAAUGAGCAAAAAAAUAUCAAUCCAUCUAUAGGCUUACCUCAUAUUGCUAAUCGAUACUUCCCUUCUAUUGAUUCCCUAAUUCGGGAAUAUUUGACCCCACAUAUUCUUUCGCUUCAACGGCAACAACUAUCUGAGAGCUUUUUAUAUGAUGCUUCUGAAAUAUUAUAUGAAUGGGAUAAUAAUAUAUCAGAAACACCAGAUAUUAUGGAGAAUGGAUAUUUAGAGGAUGAUUAUGAACGGUGUCAAACAUGCCUCAAGGCAUUAUUGCAACCCCUACAACCUGAAGAUGUCAUGCAGAUUUGGAUGGUAGUACCUCAGGGAUCAUUUCAAGGCCACUUUAGACACCAUGUAGUAAUACUUACAGAUGGCACACAUUUAUGUACCUGUCUUACUUUGGUCAGUAAAGGAAUCGUUUGUCGUCAUUUUAUAAAGGUUUUAAUGAAAUCACAUCAUGCUAUAUUUCACAUUUCCUUAAUAUCGGCCCGUUGGUAUAAAAAUAGUAAAAUAAGUGAAGAUAAGGAUUUGAUUGCUUCGCAACAACCUAUUAAAUUGUGUGAAUCUACUGAAUCUUCAGCACAUAAUAGUGAUGAUAUCUCUCACAUAAUUGAUUUUCGGCAUUUGUCUCGUUUCCGUAUUCCUAAUGUAUUUACUCCUUCCUUGCAAAAAUCUGCUAAUGAGAAAGUACGUUGGUCUAAAGGGCAUGGAAUAGCAAAGAAAGCACUUAGUCUAAUGAUACGACUUAACUGCGAUGAUGAAUUUUUUGAUAUAAUAGAAGAAUUUAUUUUAUCCAAAACACAUGAGUUAAAACUUUUGGAAGAAAAUAAGGACGUUAGCAAUGUUGAAUCACAACCUGCUAUUACUAAUCCGCUCGUGACAAAACGUCGUGGUCGCCCACCUAAGCGCUACAAGAGUUCACUAGAGCAUGUUACAAAUACUCAAAACAAUAAGCACAAUCCUAUUACAAAUAAUAAUGGAACACAAGAAAAAAAUAAAAACAAAUGUGCUAAUUGUGGAAAUUAUGGGCAUAAUGUUCGAACAUGCACUUACGAAGACUAG
Molecule: messenger RNA, 1633 nt
Organism: Scutellospora calospora
Lineage: Eukaryota; Fungi; Glomeromycota; Glomeromycetes; Diversisporales; Gigasporaceae
Source: the annotation of a GenBank genome assembly